UUUCAUUGUAAAUACGCCGCGACGCCGGUCUUGACGGUUCUUGGCUUCGGAAUUUCUUUUUGGCGGGCAGAAUCUAUUCGACAGCAGAUUAAUAACUAUCUUUAGAAGCUUGUAAUCAAGAAAUAGACAAAUGGGUGAUAAAGACGGAGAAACUUUUGACGACGCUGUCGAGGAACGUGUGAUUAAUGAAGAAUAUAAAAUAUGGAAAAAGAAUACACCAUUUUUGUACGAUUUGGUGAUGACCCAUGCCCUUGAAUGGCCAUCAUUAACUGCACAAUGGUUACCUGAUGUUACAAGACCUGAAGGUAAAGAUUAUUCUGUACAUCGAUUAAUUCUUGGUACUCACACAUCGGACGAACAAAAUCAUCUUCUUAUUGCGAGUGUUCAAUUACCAAAUGAAGACGCUCAAUUUGACGCCUCACAUUAUGAUAAUGAAAAAGGUGAAUUUGGUGGUUUUGGAUCGGUUAGUGGUAAAAUUGAAAUUGAAAUUAAAAUAAAUCAUGAGGGUGAAGUUAAUAGAGCACGAUAUAUGCCACAAAAUCCAUGCGUCAUUGCAACUAAAACACCAUCAAGUGAUGUUCUUGUUUUUGAUUAUACAAAACAUCCCAGCAAACCCGAUCCAAAUGGCGAAUGUCAUCCUGAUCUUAGGUUGCGAGGACAUCAAAAAGAAGGCUAUGGACUCUCUUGGAAUCCAAAUCUUAAUGGUUACUUAUUGAGCGCAUCUGACGAUCAUACAAUUUGCUUAUGGGACAUUAAUGCAACUCCAAAAGAAAAUCGUGUUAUUGAUGCUAAAACUAUUUUUACCGGACACACGGCUGUUGUUGAGGAUGUUGCUUGGCAUCUUUUACACGAAUCUCUCUUUGGAUCGGUUGCUGAUGAUCAAAAAUUGAUGAUUUGGGACACAAGAUGCAACAAUGUUAGUAAACCAAGUCACACAGUUGAUGCGCACACAGCUGAAGUAAAUUGUUUGAGUUUCAAUCCAUAUUCAGAAUUUAUAUUGGCAACUGGAAGCGCUGAUAAAACAGUCGCAUUGUGGGAUUUGAGAAAUUUAAAAUUGAAAUUACAUUCAUUUGAAUCGCAUAAGGAUGAAAUUUUCCAAGUUCAAUGGUCGCCGCAUAAUGAAACCAUUUUGGCGAGCAGUGGCACCGAUAGACGUUUGCAUGUCUGGGAUCUUAGCAAGAUUGGCGAGGAACAAUCUAGCGAAGAUGCUGAGGACGGUCCACCUGAAUUACUCUUUAUUCAUGGAGGACAUACAGCGAAGAUCAGUGACUUCUCCUGGAAUCCAAACGAGCCAUGGGUCAUUUGCUCGGUCUCUGAGGAUAACAUAAUGCAGGUAUGGCAAAUGGCUGAGAAUAUUUACAAUGACGAAGAGCCAGAUACGCCAGCCAGUGAACUUGAACCCGGUGCUUGAUAGCUUUUUUCCGAGAGAGAAAAAUUCAUUUUCUGAAUGUUGAAUGCAAAAAGAAAAAGAAAAAAAAAGUGAGGUACCCUUUAAAAGAAACUCACUUUUUUUUUCUUUUCUUAUCACGUUCCCUAGCUAGAAUUUCAAUUAUUUCUUUUUGUUAAAAAAUUUACACAAGAAAAAAUUUUUUCUCUUUCAAUAAUGAUUUUUUUUAAUUUAUAUUUAAAAAUGUGUUGAGUUCUUUCUUUCUUGUUUGACAAUGUCUUGGCACGUAAAAAUUAUUUUAUGUGUGUGCCGUGUUGAUAAAUUAUUUACAAAAAAAAAAAAAAAAAACGGCCUCUAAAUUUUUUUUCUUCUAGUUUUUAUGAAAACGAAUUUUCUUUUUUUAAUCCACAGCCAAUAAAAAUUGUGAUUGUCGAGUAUAAAAAUAAAUGUCUUUUUAAAUGUUUUUUUUUUUUUUUUUUUUUUCUACUGUAGAUGUAUAAGCCACUGGUAUAGAAAUCAUUGAAUGAAAUUUGUAAAAUUUUCGACAUCGUCCGAAUAAAAUGUUUUUUUUUCCAUAAA
Messenger RNA from Leptopilina boulardi, 1966 nucleotides. RefSeq names its product chromatin assembly factor 1 p55 subunit (gene Caf1-55). Gene Ontology annotation, biological process: regulation of gene expression. Lineage: Eukaryota; Metazoa; Arthropoda; Insecta; Hymenoptera; Figitidae. The transcript has 5 exons. Gene Ontology annotation, molecular function: histone binding. Gene Ontology annotation, cellular component: ESC/E(Z) complex; nucleus; NuRD complex. The record is from RefSeq and is a predicted model, not a curated record. Bases 131 to 1411 code for a protein of 426 amino acids.